CUGAAAUUGAGCCAGUUACCACGGCAUUCAAACUCUCAUCGAUAGGGAAAGACUCAUUUUGGUAUGCGAGCCAAACAGCUACUGGAGCUGCUCAUUUCAGGGAGAAGUGGCUCGCAGAGGCCUUCGAUACCCUUCGUCGUGAAGGUUGGGUUCUCACAACUGCGCUUCGCGCGAAAAACAUAUACAAACCUGAUGGGCCAUUAGGUGUUAAGGCACGGCAUUCACUAGAUUGACUCUUUGAAAAGGACAUGCAUCACACGACAGUUACCAUGAUAUAUAGCAUUGAUAUUGACGUGAAGACUUCGAACCCCCUGAGAAGUGUGUCGAGUUUUGCGAUAAAGACUUGCAGAUUCAAUUUGAAUUGUAAAUCAUCUUUCUGUUUAUUUAUCAGAACCUUCAGUUCGAAGCGUCCUCCAUUUCUCGUCACAAGAUCGAGGAUGCAAUUUUUUAUUUUGGACGAUCGUAGCCAGCUCUAGUUUUCGUGAGUCCUCUAAGUUUUAUGGGCAUUUCGAUAAGAAAACCGGGGACUGGGUUAUGGAUGUCGAUUAUGAGAAUCCAACGAAUGGAGUGCAGUGUCUGCCACAGGAUGCCUCCAGUCUGAUUGACGUGCCACCUGGCUGGAAACCAUC
Amoebophrya sp. A25 is the source of this 629-nucleotide messenger RNA. The record is from the annotation of a GenBank genome assembly. NCBI's taxonomy places the organism in Eukaryota, Dinophyceae, Syndiniales, Amoebophryaceae.